This is a messenger RNA of Myxocyprinus asiaticus (Chinese sucker), 6584 nucleotides long. Its product is annotated as general transcription factor 3C polypeptide 1-like. Gene Ontology annotation, cellular component: transcription factor TFIIIC complex. Gene Ontology annotation, biological process: transcription initiation at RNA polymerase III promoter; 5S class rRNA transcription by RNA polymerase III. The transcript has 37 exons. Lineage: Eukaryota; Metazoa; Chordata; Actinopteri; Cypriniformes; Catostomidae. The coding region runs from base 29 to 6469 and encodes 2146 amino acids. The record is from RefSeq and is a predicted model, not a curated record. Gene Ontology annotation, molecular function: DNA binding.
GAAGCAGUGCUGAUAGCGGAAGCAGCACAUGUCAGCUCGGUUCUGUUUGAUGAUGAUGAUGGACCCGCUGGAGGCGGUUCUGGAUGAAGUGGCUCUGGAGGGUUUGGACGGCAUCAGUGUUCAGACUCUGUGGUUGAGGCUUCAGACGCGUCAGCCCGUGUUCGGAAUGAAUCUGGACCCGCUCAGUAAACAGUUCAUCUGGAGCGCAGUGAGCCGAACACCUGAGAUCCGAUUCUACCUGCUGCCCGAACCCAGAAAACCCGUCACCAUACACGACCGGUUUGUGGAGGUGGAUCAUAACACUGGCAUUCAUGAGAUGCUUGAGGCUGACCCGGAUGAUGUGUAUCCAUUGAGUGUGGUAACCGAUGACCCGGACGGCAUCCAGGGCUCCUGUCUGUACUACAAAGAGCGCACGGACAUCACGGACCGGAUCAGAACCGCUGAGCUCAAAGCGCUGGUGACGCUGGAACAGGCCCAGACCCGGUGGGGUGAGAAACUGGUGAUGGUAGCGUCUCAGGAUGUCCGUUAUCGAACUCUGAUCGGGCCGGAGGGGAAUUCUGAGCUCAAGCUACCGGAUAUGUGCUACUGUAUACUGGAGAGACUGGGCCGGGCCCGCUGGCAGGGUGAACUACAGCGAGACCUGCACAUACAUGUGUUCAGAACGGAUGCAGGUAAGAUGCAUUAUCUCAGGAGGGCUCUGGACAGAAACAGAAUGAUCACUUUACAGCCACACGUCAUGCGACUGCCAAAAGGAGGACAACAACAUUCACUGCUGCUGCUGCUCAAACGAUUCCAUGUGGACAGGAGGGGUAAAUAUGAUAUUCUGAUGGAGGCCACAUCUCAGAUCCUGUCUGAGCUGCCCAAUAAGAUUGGCAUCAUGAUUAAAAUCAGAGGGCAGCUGCGUGUCAGCGAGCGCACAUUCAAACGUGUGUAUCAGUACAUGACUGCAGCUAAGAUGGUGAGUGUGUUGAGUGUUCCUCUGCAAGAACUCGACCCCGACGGAAGACCUUUCAAAACACAACGAGGCACUGACGUGUAUGUCCGCUGUCUGAAGCUGCUGAAGCCGUAUGGACAGAAGGAAGUGGAGGAGGAUGAGGAGGAUGAGAACAAUGAUGAAGACGGUGAUGCGAUCGUGAAGGGGAGUGAUCUCGUGGUGCCUCGUGAUAUCGAGCGUGACAUGAUCACACAAGCCUACGAUAUCGUGGUGUCGACCGGGACUAGAGGGAUCUCUCAAUCAGCAUUAAGAGUGAGACUCAACAUCGGAAAGCUGGAGGGACGAAUGAUCUGUAGAUUACUGCAGCGAAUCAAUAUGAUCAAGGGUUUUAUGGUGGAUGAGGGCCGUCAGAGAACCACCAAAUACAUCAGCAAACACUUUGUGGAACAGAGUCAACUCAACGUGAAGUUCACUAAAGAACAAGAGCGCAGCAAACACCUGCGUACCACAUACCUCACAGAACCAGAUCCAGAACCCCAGAACCAGUCAGAACUGGAUCCAGAACCGAUUCAGCCCAUGGAGGUCUCGGAGGAGGUGCUGGAGGGCAGUUCUGAGGGGCAGGAGGCACAGACGAGACUCCAGAUACCCCUGCAGACCAAACAGUCCAAACUUGUCUUCAAGAAAAAGCCUUCAUCUUCACCUCGAGUGGGCGGAGCUAAAUCCUCACAGAAGGCUAAAGCACGGCAGAAAACAGAUGAUUCGUGCCCCAUCCCCGCUGACCACGCCCCCAGCACGAGUGCCAGCCAAUCACAUGUGGAAGACGCACCACCGGUGAUAGAGGAAGUGUUCACAGAGGAGAUGAAGAAAGCUGAAGUUCACGAGACGUAUCGACUGCUCAAACGCAAGAACAUGAUCAUCGAGGCCGUACGCUGCAGCAAAGUCAUCGAGGGCUUUUACUCGCUGCAGAAGCUGCUGACUGAAGAGGAGAGAAAGGAUGGCGUGAACUCUAAAGUGUGUAAGAAGAGUGUAGUGAGACUGACGCGCAUGCUGUCUCGAGAGGGACUUCUCAAACUCUACCGGACCAUAGUCAUACAGGACGGAGUGCACAGGAAGGUUGAGUUUGUAGUGCAUCCGUCUGUCACGCCUGAUGAUCCGCUGGUGAAAAGCACUAUUGAACAAAUCCGCUUGCGCAUAUCCAGCUCUGCAUCUGCAGCUCGGAUCGAGCCGCAGACCGUCAAGACAAAGAAAAGUUCAAAAGAAGCAAAGGAGAAAAAAGCGUCGACUUCUUCACGGCUGUCUCAUAGCGGUGCUCCAAAGAAGAUGGAGGAGAAGAUGGGCUUCAAAUCGCUCAAAACAUUCAGACCCGUCCUUGUUCCAGGACUCGGCCGUUCUUUCGGCUUCCAGCCGAAGAUGCCUCGCUUGCGUAUCGUUCACGCCUUUCUGUGGUACCUGAUUUAUGGACACCCUCUCAGAAAAUCCACACCUGCUGACCCUGACCCUGACCCCCAGAAGCAGUCUGACCCCAAGACCGCCUCACCCUCCAUCACAGACGGACAGACGGAGGAAGGCACCAGUGUGACUGAUACAGAACGGUUCAAGGUGUACGUAAACGCGUGUAACUGGAAGAGGUUCAUUCCUCCGAUGCCCGUGCACAAGGACUUCGGUUAUGGAUGGGCACUCGUCAGUGAUGUUCUCAUAUCAAUGCCACUCAGUGUGUUAAUGCAGGUCGUCCAGAUCAACUAUAAGGUUGAAGGUUUGGAGCAUUAUUUAAAUGAUCCAAUAAAGCAACAUUAUCUGAUCAGAUUCCUGCCUCCAGAGAUGAAGAGACAGCUGCUACACAAGAGGAAGUACAUCUUCAGUUUUCAUGAGAAUCUGCAGCGCUUGUGUUUCAUGGGUUUGCUUCAGUUCGGCCCUUAUGAGAAGUUCAUGGACAAAGAUCAGGUGUUUGUUUUUCUGAAGACAAAGGCCACGAUCUUGGACACGACGGUGUGUGACCCGCACUAUAAUAUGGCCAUUGAGAACAUCCGUCCGUUUGAGAGAAGACAUUAUGUGUUCAACAGUUCACAGAACGUGGACAAUUACUGGUUUGACCUGCUGUGUGUGUGUCUCAACACGCCUCUAGGUGUAGCACGAACGCGCCCUAACGUAGGUAAAGGUGAGGCGGAGGGGGCGGAGUCUGAUGUUGCCAUGGGAACGGAAUGCAGCGUCAAACUGCAGUACAUGUUACAGGGCAGCUCUGUCGUGGUGGAUGAUGGUGUUACCCCGGGCGACGGGCAGGGCGCUGGAGGACUAGACUCCAGCUUCUUUGGUCAUCUGAAACGCAACUGGUCGUGGACCAGUCACCUGGUGAACACGCACACACAGAACGCUGAUUCUAAAGGAAGUCACACCGUCAGACUGAGAAACCUGCUCUCCAAACACCCUCCACCUAAACUUGCCACACACGACGCAGUGCAGACGGGUGUGAAGGUGCUGCCCCCUGCAGUCCUGGAGGAGGACGUCACCGUGACCACUGAACCGUCCAGCAGAAACGAGGAGGUGCGCGGAGGACGAAAACUCCAACGCAACCAACCGAAGAAGGAGAUCAGCAAACCAGCACACAAGAAGGUGAAAGGUCCUAGUGUGAGGAAGAGACCAAGUCAGAUGCAGGAUGAGACGGAUCGUAAAGCUCUUCUGCAGAUGACCAAACAGAGAGUCACCUGGACACACCUGGAGGACAGUUUACUGAUGCUGUGUAGAGUCACCAGCCACUUCCUUAACCGCAAGUUAAAGAAGCCGUUUGUACCAUGGACGGUGGUUCGAGACGUUCUUCAUGCUGAGUUUGAGUUCUCACUGGAUAAAACAUCUCUGGCAGUCGGCCGACGCACACGAUACAUCAUGAAGAACCCACAAGCUUACCUGAACUACAGGAUUUGUUUGGCUGAAAUGUAUCAGGAUAAAGAGCUGAUCGAUAAAUUCAUGAAAAGAAACAACGACUACAACGAUCCACAGGUGUGUGCUGCAGAGUAUAAAGAAUUUGUCAGUGCUCUGAGGUCAAAGUUCAGCUCCAGCUCCAGUCCCAGUGAUGUCAUCUUACCAGACACAAAAGAGGAACUUUUCAACAAAUUUAAGCUGUAUGCAGUUGGAGACGUGACACUUGAACGCACUACAGACGUUUUGAGAAGCCCGAAGGACAUUCAUGUUCUGGUGCUGUUUAAUUUAAUUCAGAGCACUCUAGUGCUGACGAACGCUCAGAUGAAGAACUACAGUGCCUUCCCGACGUUCUGUAUGUACACACGGUAUCAAGAACAGGUGUUGUCUGAGGCGUUUCAAGUGUGUCGGAAGCGUGGUUUAGUGAACCGGCGCCGUCCCACCACCAUCUACGGCCUGAAGAAGUGCCACGCCCUCCCGUUCCUGCCCAUGUCCUUUCAGCUGUCACAGCACUACUACAGGUUCUUCACAUGGCGUGUCCCCAGCACCGUGUGUAAUGAGGUGUUUGAUCUGAUGAUGGGUUUAUAUCAGGCCGGCGGCAGCGACAGACCCGACAGCUUCUCCUUCCAGAAAGACCCGGAGAACGACAGAGACAAAGACCAGCGACAGGAGGAGCAGGAAGUGGAGAGGACACCAGAGGAGGAGCAGACAGAGAAGCAGAAGGAGAUGGUGGUGAAGGAGGAUGCAGACACACAGGGAAUGCUGCAGUUCCCAAUGGACGCUCCGGGAGGCGCAUGUGCAUGCUGUCUAUCUCUCAUGACUCUCGGGCUGCUGUCUGUGGAUGUCAGUAUUCCACAACAGAUUGUCAUCAUAGACAGCAGCGUGAUCGACCACGACAUGCUCAAGAGUCUGACUAAAGCACUGGAGGAGGAAGAUGAGGAUGAAGAAGAGAGGAAGAGGAAGCCGGAGGUCAAACCUAAUCAAGUGUCUCACACUAAUUACCUGCUCAUGAGAGGAUUUUACGCUCCAGGAAUCCUGCGCUCACACACACAAACGCACAACUCCAACUGCACCGACAACAUCAUGAUCAAUGCCUGCACCUUCCACAUGCAGCUGAGACAGACACCUAAAAACACACUCUUCACACAAGACGCUGAUGUCGUCUCAGCGCUCACUCCGUCCUCUCCUCCGACUCUGCCGGCAUGGUUCAUGCGUGUGUAUCCCUCAACAGCGGUGGAUCUGCAGCCGUUCUUGGACAGGUGUGUGAGUGUGUUGGGAUAUGGACCGCUGGACGUCCAGGCGGUUCAAGAGAUCAGAGACGCCGUGGAGCAGGAGGCGGAGUUUGGCAUUGACAGACAGGACCUCUGUCAGCGCUUUGUACACCUGGAACUACCUGAGAACGGCCGCAACCGAUCACUACAACAAUAUAUACAGGAUCUGGUUGAUGGAGAGCAGCUUGUGGAGGUGGGCGCUCAGUCUCAGAGGUUGGUGAGUUUGAAUGCUGCGUCUCAUUGGCUGCUGCAGAGUGUGGGUAAUGGUGAGCAGACACAACAGGUGUCCCUGAAACGAGGCCCUGCCUACAACCCCAGCCAUGCCACACCCCCACCAAAAAAGAGGCGGGUCAUGGAAUCUGAUUUAAAGACCGUUGCCAUGGAUACAGUCUCCACUGACGCAGCUGUCAAACACACCGUUGCCAUGGAUACAGUCUCCACUGACGCAGCUGUCAAACACACCGUUGCCAUGGAUACAGUCUCCACUGACGCAGCUGUCAAACAGACCGUUGCCAUGGAUACAGUCUCCACUGAUGCAGCUGUCACACAGACCGUUGCCAUGGAUAUAGUCUCCACUGAUGCAGCUGUCACACAGACCAUUGCCAUGGAUACAGUCUCCACAGACGCAGGUGUCAAUCAGACCGUUGCCAUAGAUACAGUCUCCACAGACGCAGGUGUCAAUCAGACCGUUGCCAUAGAUACAGUCUCCACGGAAGCAGGUGUCAAUCAGACCAUUGCCAUGGAUACGGUCUCCACAGAGACAGCUGUGAGUCAGACUGAUGCUGAACAGACGGUUGUUAUGGAGAAGGCGGUUCUUAAAGAUGCCAUUGAUUCAGAGCAGCAUACAUCAGAUGACAAAGGGGUACGGCUUUGUAAUGACUCCGCCCCCUCCCAAAGCAAAGAUGGAGAUGGAGCUGUUGACCAGGAGAAAGACAGUGAGAUGGUGAGGUUUGUGAGUCGUCCGUGGCGUGUGGUUGACGGCUCGUUGAAUGGUCCGGUGUGUAAGGGCAUGCUGGAGUCUCUUCUGCUGCACAUCAUGAUGAGUCCAGCGAUCUGUGAGUCUGUUCUGCUGCAGCAUUACAUUGAAGUGCUUCAACCCGUCGUGGUGCUCGACCUGCUGCAGGUGUUGAUUGAGUUGGGCUGUGUGAGGAAGCGCUACAUUGUUCAGCAACACAAGACGUCGCUGUUCUCCAAACCCAAAGUGCCACAGAUCAAAGGUCAAUCAGAGAUCAGUGUGAGGGACGCGGUGACGGCGUUCUAUGAGCCCACAGUGGACUGUAUGCUGAGACUGGCACGAGUCUUUCCUCACGAGCUCAACUGGAAUAAGUGGGUUCAACUCGGUCUGCGAGUUUGAACACACACAACACACACGUGUACGAAAGGGGAAAAUGAAGACAUUUAUGAAUCCUGUCUGUGUUUUGAUGUUUAUUCUGCUUCUGUUGCACAUAAUAAAGAGAUUUUUCACUAAA